CGGGCCGUUAAAAAGGUGGUUCCCUUACUGCACCGGGCUGACGAUAGAGAGCUGCACAGGUAUCCAGCAGAGUAAUACUAUCGGCUCCCGCUAGUCUACCCAGCGACACUUCCCUCUCUGCGUCGGAGUGUCUAGAGGUGGGAGCCUCGGCGUUUCCCCUUCUCCACAUCCUCCUCAUCUUCAUCAUAUCCCGUUCAGGUCACCUUAGCGCGCGCCACCGGCAUUUUCCAUCUCCCGUCUCCGAAGAUGGUACCUGGCAAGCGAAGAGCUGCAGUCAUGUCCUUCUCCCUGGCGAUAUUUGGAGCGGUUAUGCUGCAGUCUGUUUCUUCCCAGAAUGCUGGUUUUGUGAAAUCACCUCUGUCCGAGACCAAGCUCACAGGAGACACUUUUGAGUUGUCCUGUGAUGUGGUGGGUAACCCCACCCCAGAAAUCCAGUGGUGGUACUCAGAGAUCAACCGAAUCGAUUCCUUCAGGCAGCUUUGGGACGGUGCCCGCAAGCGUCGGGUCACCAUCAGCACAGCUUAUGGUCUCAAUGCGGUGAGCGUGCUGGGUGUGACUCGCCUCACGCUGGAUGAUGCUGGGACCUAUGAAUGCAGAGCCAGUAACGAUCCGCGACGCAAUGACCUGCACCAGAAUCCAGCCACUACCUGGAUCCGUGCUCAGGCCACUGUAACAGUGCUGCAGAAGCCAUCAAUCACCGCCUCUGAACACACCACACUUCCCAUGGACGGCCACAGUCCUCCUUUCACACUGCAGUGCAACCUGACCAGCUCCCACAGUGCCCACGUAGAGAGCUACUGGAUGAAGAACGGCGAGGAGAUCCCAGACACACGCAGCCCAAACAGGAACACUGAGUACAGGCUGAUCAAACCAAGAGGAGACGACGCUGGAGUCUACAUGUGCGUCUACACCUUCGAGAUGUCUCCUGCAGCAAACGCCACCAUCGAAGUUAAAUCUGCUCCUGAGAUCACAGGCCAUAAGCGUAGUGAGAAUAAGAAUGAGGGCCAACGUGCUGUACUCUACUGUAAGUCUGUGGGUUAUCCUCAUCCUAUCUGGACCUGGCGCAAGUUCGACAAUGGAAUUUAUCGGGACAUCGACAACUCAUCAGGACGCUUUUUCAUCAGCAGCAGAGACAACUACACCGAGCUCCACAUUGUCAACCUGGACAUUAGUUUGGAUCCCGGCGAGUACCAGUGCAACGCCACCAACAUGAUCGGCAGCCGCGAUGAGAAGUCUGUGCUGAGGGUUCGCAGCCACUUGGCCCCCCUGUGGCCUCUGCUGGGUGUUUUGGCCGAGAUCAUCAUCCUGGUCAUCAUCAUUGUUGUUUACGAGAAGCGUAAGAAGCCAGAGGAUUUACAAGACGAUGAUGACUCAGCUGGACCAGUGAAAACUAACUCAACCAACAACCACAAAGACAAGAACCUCCGCCAGAGGAAUACAAACUGAGCAGCCUGUCUGCUGAGUUUCAUUACACACUGUAUGUAUUGACCAUAUGAAGGUAAACAAGAGAGGAAUCCAUACCGGUUGUUACUAGGAUUUAUCUGCCAUUAUAAGUAUGGUUGUGGAGGAGUUAAAUGAGGCAUGCCUUAUGAUUUUAUUGUGUGAGGGUAUGAGGUCAGGAUGUACUCAAACCAUUAAGAACUUGUUAACAUUAUAACCAUUGUUGCUGCAUGCAGGUGUUGACAUUUAUGAUUUUUUCCCUCUUAUUCACUAAUUUUACAUUUUUACUACUUCUCAAGUAAUGCAUGCAAGACGUUGACCUUCUGUUUGAUACAGAAAUGGCUUUUUUGUUUCUUUUUCCCUGAGAGUGGCUUCAUGUAGAUAAUCUGUAGUGUGUGUUUAGAGGAAAAUAUCUUGGCAAAAAUGUAAAAGUAAAAAUGCCACCAUAAUCUGGUAUGACAGUUGUGUACAGUUUUAUCAUUCCUCUGCAUACCAUUUUCUAAGUUUGAUUGUUUUAUCAAAUAAUAUCUAUUACAUUUAAGGGCUUUGCAAUGUCCCUCUAAAUUUAGUUAAGAAUUACUUUACUGUAUGUAUGUACUGUAUGUAUUAAAUCACUAUAACUAUGUAUGAAAUCACCAUUAAUAUAAAGAUAAUUCAUAUUAUAUGAUGCACUUCAAUGUUGAGAAUAAUGAAAAUCUGUAUAAACCUACUUUAGAAAAUCUGUACUAAUCAUUCUAACAUAUUGUUUUAUAAUUAUGUGUAUUGUACAGCAUGGCUAUUAUCCUAUGCAAUUAUUAUCCAUAUCAAUAUAUUGAAAAUCAUUGCAGCUUUUGAUUUCUCUGUGACAAAGCUUUAAACUAUAGUAGGAUCACCAUAGAGCGUUGAUGGCAUACUACACAGCUGCAUGAAUUCUCUACAGCUGACGUUGGGAGGCGGUGAAAGAUGGCCCACGUCAGGACUGACACAUGUGAAGCAAUUCCAAGAUCCCAAGUCAUUUUUAAGAAUAAAUAUCUCAAAAAGAA
Molecule: messenger RNA, 2462 nt
Organism: Sphaeramia orbicularis (orbiculate cardinalfish)
Lineage: Eukaryota; Metazoa; Chordata; Actinopteri; Kurtiformes; Apogonidae
Gene: nptna
Product: neuroplastin a
Exons: 9
Coding region: 247-1446 (399 amino acids)
Biological process (GO): dendrite self-avoidance; axon guidance; homophilic cell-cell adhesion
Cellular component (GO): axon; plasma membrane
Molecular function (GO): cell-cell adhesion mediator activity
Source: RefSeq, a predicted model, not a curated record